UUUGGUUAUUUUUCUCCCCGUUUGUCUUUGCCGCACCUUAUCAAGACGGCAUUAUUUCACCACGAUCGAUCUAAAGGUACAUUUGCUGACCAAAUACAUUUUUCUCAUGGGAGGUAUCUUCAGAUUCAACGCACCCAAGUUGGAUUGCGGCUCUACUUAGUGGUUUGACAGAAAAAGUCGUCUGAUUUCAACUUUUGUGCGCGUAAAAGCAUCACUGGUGACGUUUGGAAUAUUUCCGAGAGGAUCGGCUUUUGUUCAAGUGUUUUUAGGGCCUCGGAACCGACACGGUUGAGAAAGACUUUUCAUCCAAACCAGUCUGAACAAGUUUUUUUCAAGAUGGCGGACAUGUGAAAGCCCAGGUUCUCUCCGCAUCGCAAAAAAAGAGGAAUACUACAAGCAUCAAGAUGGCAGCAAUGUGGAGAACAACUAUCAUUCUAUUGGCCUUUUUUGGAACUUCUGCCCAAGCGGCGAGCCCUGACUUCGGUGCCAGCCUCCCCUCCACCGACACCAUUAACGAGAAUGUGGGCGGAGGGGUGUCCGUGUACGACUUCACUGUGACCGAUGGUGAUACCCAGUCGGUGACGCUCAGCAUCCAGAACUCCAACCCUGCAGGGGCGCCGUUUGAAGUAACAGUAGCAAAUUACAACGCUGGAACUACGACUGGACGGGUUAGUUCAACCGCUUCAGCGUCCUUUGACUUUGAGACCACCACAUCCUACACGUUAACUAUCCUAGCCACGGACCCGGAUGGUAACACUGCAACCGCGGACCUCACAGUAAACAUUGCGGACGUAAACGAAGCGCCAGUCAUCAGUAACAUCCCCUCUUCCGGACGGACCAUUGGUCUAAAUGAAGAUGUCGGCGGCAGCUUCCAAGUCUUCCAGGUGACGGCUACAGAUGUGGACAAUGGUGACUCCAUCCUCUUCUCCCUCGGUGGUGGAGGACCACACUUCGCCAUUGAUAGCUCCACCGGUAUCAUCACCACGACGCCCUCCACGGGGAUAGACUACGAGAGCGGGACGACCUCCUACACCCUGACGGUGACGGCGACCGACACUGGCCCCCUCACAGACACGGGCGUCCUGACGGUCAACCUGGUGGACACGAACGACGAGUCUCCUGUAUUCAGCGGGUCCAUUACGAACCCAGUCACCCUUUCCGAGGAGGUCCCGGUGGGUACCAGUGCAGGAGAGGUGCCGGCCUCGGACGCAGACUUCGGCGGUACCGACACCAUCACGUACGAGUUCGUCAGCACUCAGACAGACUUCACAUUAGACGCAAGUACAGGAGUAGUGUACACGGCGGCAAAUCUGGACUAUGACGCCGCCGGGGCGACCCAGACCUGGUCGCUGUCCAUCCGUGCGUACGACGGCGCCAGUCACUCCGUCACCACUACCCUCACCGUCAACCUGCAGGACCUGAACGAUAACUCACCUGUCUGCUCGCAAUAUGUCUUCACGAAACAGUUACCGGAAGGCACAGCGACGUCCAGCAAUGUGGCGACCCUCAGCUGUACCGACAGUGACGGCUCUAGUGCCAACAACCAACUAUCCUACAUCCUGUCGGACUCAUCUGGACUUUUCACAUUAAGUGGAACGGAAGUCAAGACGAGUGCUGCGCUUGAGUACGAUGACGCAACCGCGGCCAGUCAGAACUGGUUGUACACCAUGGAGGUGACGGUUACUGACAGUGGGACGAACCCGACGAAAAACUCAGCCACGGUGACAGUUGUGGUGGAAGUCACGAGCGUUAACGAAAACACCCCGACGUGCACGCAGGCAACCUACACCGCCACACCGAACGAAGACGAGACCGUCGACGCCGUCAUACAGACCCUGAGUUGUUCCGAUAAUGAUUACGGUGACGAUGGUGACCUGACCUACGCUAUCGUAUCCGGUAACCAGGACGGCAAGUUCUACAUCCACCCGACUGCUGGCGACAUCAAACUGCGGACAGCAUUGGACUACGAGACCACGCCUUCAUACGUUCUAGAGGUGACAGCCACAGAUGGCGGCGGUUCAGCCAACACCGCGACCGUCUCCAUCAACGUCGUGAACGUCAACGACAUGACGCCGACGUUCAACCCAGCGUUCUACACCGCCAGCGUGGUGGAGACGUCGGCGACUGUCGGAUACCUGAUCGCCACUCUCACCUGUGCUGACGCCGACUCGCCAGACAGCGAGAUACAGUACUCUAUUAUUUCAGGAAACACCGCAGGUAACUUCCGUAUAACGGACCCCGACAACGGGAACCCGUUGAUUGAAGUAGCGGUCGCAAUCGACUAUGACGCCGCCAGCGAGGCGCAGUCCUACACCCUGGUGGUGAAGGCUGUGGACGAGAACGGGGCGUCCACAGGGCUGUCCUCCAGCGCCAUUAUAGAGGUGGACAUCACCGGAAACAACGACUUUACACCGAGCUUCGCUGCCGCCAACCCAACAACUCCUACGAUUGACGAAGAGUCGCAGGUGGGCACCUCCGUGGUGACCUUCGCCGCCAGUGACAGUGACCGCGGGGCUGACGGGGCCGUCACGUACGAGAUCAUCAACGGCAACACUGCAGGGAACUUCGAGAUCGACACGUCUACAGGAGUAGUCUACACCGCUAAAGUCAUCGACUACGAGACGAUGGGGAACACCAAGAGUUACACCCUGACCGUGAAGGCUUCUGAUGGAGGAUCGCCUGUCAAAACAGCCACACAACAGGUGACAAUAGCCGUAGAAGACAUCAACGACAACGCUCCGGUGUGCACCCAGUACCUGUACGCGGUAUCGUUAGACGAGAACACCGCUGCAGGUACCGCUAUCGCCCAGCUGGACUGCCAGGACGCCGACAGUAACACCUACGGUACCGUGACGUACUACGAGGACCCAUCAAGUUCCGUGUUUGUGUUGGACACAACAUCCGGGGCUGUCACUCUGGAUAACUACGCCCUGGACUAUGAGUUGGGUACUACGUCUCACGAGCUCAAAAUCAAGGCAAGGGACAACGAUCCGGUGACGCCGAAGACGGCAGACAUUACCGUCACGAUGUACGUCAACGCGUUGAAUGAAUUCCCACCGGCGUUUACUCAGACGAUUUACAAUGCUGGGUCCUUGGACGAAGAUACCGCCAUAGGCACCAGCGUGGUCACCAUCGUCGCCACUGACAGUGACAGUGGGACAGACGGGACCAUCACAUACGCCAUCACGUCUCCUGCUAACUCACCUUUCGGUCUAGACUCGUCUUCAGGUCUUGUGACUCUUGUGUCGGCCCUGGAUUACGAGACGGACACCAACUACCAGCUGACCGUGACGGCCACGGACGGCGGCGGGCGGGUCGACACGGCCACGGUCACGAUCACCGUCAACGACGUCAACGACAACACACCUGCCUGCACCCCGUCUCUCCUCACCACGGACCUACCGGAGGGCACUACCACAUUACCACCCUACACGGUCCUGACGCUGACGUGCUCCGACGGAGAUGGCGGCACGUUCGGCACCCUCACCUACACGUUAUCACAGUCUCCCAGCACGAAGUUCUCCAUAACAAACGCUGGCGUUAUAGAACUGACAAGCGACGUGGAUUUCGACGGUGGUGAGACGUCAUAUUCUCUUGUUGCCACGGUAACGGACAGCGCCGCCAUCGUCGCCGACCGAAAGUCGACCACAGUGCCCAUCACGGUGGAAGUGACGUCAGUGAACGAAGGGCCUCCAGUCUUCGACAACGCGCCAUACACUGUCAGCGUCAGCGAGGCAACAGCUAUCGGUACCGCCGUCUACACCGCCAGCGCUACAGAUCCCGACAGCACCGCCGACUCCUUCGGACAGAUCACGUUUUCCAUCACAAGUGGAGACUCCCUCAAUCUGUUCGAGAUCGAUUCGAACACAGGAGAAAUCAUGGCGAAGGCUACACUGGACCGGGAAGCAGCGUCUUCACACACACUUCAGCUGAAGGCGGAGGAUGGAGGUACGCAGUCCGGCACCACGUCCAUAACCAUCACGCUGACGGACGAGAAUGACCAGACGCCCGAGUGUAACCCCGCCACCUACAUCGAGACGGUGUCCGAGACGGAAGCAGUCGGCUUCACCGUGGCUUCCCUGGCAUGUACCGAUACAGACGAUGCGGCUUACGGCACACUGUCAUACUCCAUUACAACUGGUAACACCAAGUUGUACUUUGAAAUGAGCGGCGCCGACCUAAAACUCAAGAAGCAGCUGGAUUAUGAGGACGAAACUACUUUCUCCCUCAGUAUCCUGGUCCAAGAUAACAGUGGGAAUAACCCAUCCAACUCUGCCACAGUUCCCGUGUCUAUAUAUGUCGAUCCCUCCAACGAGUUCACGCCGUACUUCAGCCCUGAAACCUACUCUAACACGGUGUUCGAGGACGAGUCGGUCGGAGCCACCGUUGUCGACGUCGACGCUUACGACAGCGACUCGAGCGCGAACGCGCACGGCCAGAUCACGUACACCAUCCAGGGCGGCAACAGCGAGGGCAAGUUCUCCAUAGACGACAAUACCGGCGAGGUGAUCCUAGUUGACACCUUGGACAGGGAGUCUACCGCAAGCUACACCUUGACCGUUAGGGCUUCUGAUGGAGUAACAAGCGGCGGGACACCGAACACAAACACCACCACGGUUACCAUAACUGUUGGAGACGCCAACGACAACGACCCAGUGUGCAGUCCGGCCGUGUACACGACGGCGCUAGCUGAAGAUUCCCCCGCCGGAACUACGGUGAUCACCGUCACCUGUGCCGAUGACGACGACGGCACGAACGCGAACAUCGUGUACUCCGUGACGUCGACGUACUUCGGAAUCGGCAGCAGUUCCGGGAUUAUCACCGUAAGCAACGUCCCCGACUUUGACGCAGGAGCGCCGUCCUCUUACAGUUUAACUGUGAAGGCGGUUGACGGAGGAGUGACGCAGAGGACUGGUACCGCACUGGUUACCAUAACCUUGACCGAGACCAACGACUACGCUCCUGCUUUUACUCAGACCUCGUACAGCGCAAGCGUGAAUGAAAAUGAGGCUGUCGGAACCUCCAUAGCAACGGCCGCUGCUACAGAUAGCGAUGCAGGUAAUGACGGUGUGAUAGUUUACACCAUGCCGACCUACACAAACUUCCGUCUGGACGAGAACACGGGAGAGAUCACUCUAAAGGCGGAGCUGGACUACGAGACCACCCAGUCGUACGAGCUCGUGGUGACGGCGACGGACCAAAGUGCCGCAUCAGCCGACAGACAGAGCGCAAGCGUCACUGUCUACGUCACCGUGAAUGACGUCAACGACAACGAGCCGUCCUGUAGCCCCGCCACCUACACGGCCACCAUCGCGGAGGACACCGCCGACGCCACCGCCAUCGUCACGCUGGUCUGCGAUGACCUGGACUCCGGCGUGAACGACGACCUGGUGUACGCCAUCACGGACGGGGACGGUCUGGGACAGUUCGCCGUCAGCACGGCAGGGGUCGUCAGCGUCGUCAAGGAUGGGACUGACGACUUGGACUUCGAGACGACGCAGACGUACUCACUGGAGGUAGAAGUGACCGACUCUGGCGUGCCAGCACUGACAACUACUGUUCAGGUUGGGGUGACGUUGACCGACGUUAACGAGUACGCCCCUGACUUUGACCCUGACGCCUCGGCCGUCAGCUCCUACAGUAUCAACAUCGCAGAGAACGUGGCCGUGGGGUCAGCUGUCAUGACCAUCACUGCUAACGACAACGACACGGCUCAGUCUGUAACCUUCUCAUUCAACCCCUCCAGUAACAAGUUCCUCAUCGACGCAGACUCAGGGGAGAUCACAGUGAAGUCCAGCCUGGAUUACGAGUCGGUCACCUCCUACGCACUGAAGGUAGAGGCUGUGGACUCCGGCUCUCCGGCGAAGACCAGUACCGUGGACCUGGCCUUCUCCAUCACUGAUGUUAACGACAACGACCCGGUGUUCAGUCCCACGUCUUACGCCAUACAGGUCCAAGAAAAUACCACAAACGGCGCAGUGGUGGUGUCCACGACUUGUACAGACGUGGAAGACGCCACUGUUGUGUACACCAUGUUCGACGGGAACACCGGGAACGUAUUCGCCGUCGAUACAAACGGUGACAUCAUAAUGCAGAGCAAUACCAACCUAGACUACGAAACCCUGACGGAGUACACUCUCCGAGUAACCUGUAGGGACUCCACGUUUCCAGAGAGGACCGUCACGGCUACCGUACAGAUAGAGGUGACCGGGUAUAAUGAAGACACGCCGGCUUUUACCAACUCAGCCCUGGCUACCUUCGCCGCAGACACGUACUCAGCGACCAUCUCCGAGGACAGUCCCCUGGGAGACACUGUGACUCAGGUGUCGGCUACUGACACCGAUGCUGACGCGGACGGAACCAUCUACUACUCCAUCACUAGUGGCAACAGCGAGGGCAAGUUCUACAUCGACAGCAGCACAGGCUAUAUUAUGGUAAACAAAGAGCUUGACCGCGAGGCGACGGCGUCCUACGUACUGAUAACGACGGCUACAGACGGCGGGACGUCCCCCACCCUCUCCUCCACCGCCACGGUCAGCGUCACGGUAUCGGACGUGAACGACAACACGCCUAUAUGUGUGCCGUCUAUAUACAGCAACACGCUAGCAGAGAGCUCCGCCGCCGGGACCGUUGUGGCAAAUAUUGCAUGCAGUGACAACGACGACGGCGUGAACUCACAGCUGACUUACACCAUCAUGUCCGGGGAUGAUCAGGGUCAAUUCUCAGUUGGCACAACGGGCAGCUUGACUAUUGGAACCUCCCUAAACUACGAGGACAUUCAGGAAUACUCCAUGAUCAUUCAAGUAUCGGACAGUGCCACCACUCCUCUCGCCACUAACGUGACGGUAGCUGUGGACGUGACGGGAGUGAACGAGUUUACCCCGGUCUUCAACCCUACCUCCUACGCCGUGAACAUCAGUGAGAACUCCACACAGGGCAUCACUGUGGAAACUGUGAUUGCCACUGACGGCGACUUCGGAAGCCAAGGAGAUAUCGGCUACCACAUCAGCGCAGGAAACAGCGAACAGAAGUUCGUCAUCGAUAGCAGCUCUGGUGCCAUCGGGCUUGCCCAGACCCUGGACCGGGAGACCACAGCGAGCUACCAGCUUACCGUCCUGGCCAUAGACGACGGCGGAGCGUCCGCUCUGACGGGCACCACGACAGUCACGGUCACCGUCACGGAUGAGAACGACAACACGCCGGUGUUCGCGCAGUCUCUCUACACGGUGGCCCUGGACGAGACUACCGCGUCUGGCUCUCCUGUCGUCACGGUGGCCGCUACGGACAUUGAUGAAGGGAUGAACGCUGACAUUCAGUACUCUAUCGUCAGUGGCAACACGAACAACGACCUCGCCAUCGAUGCAACCACAGGUGCUGUGACGCUAAGCAAUCCUCUCAACUACGAGGUGACCGAAGACUACACGGUCGUCAUCCGGGCUACAGACAUGGGAUCCCCGGCAAACUCCGCAAACGCUACCCUCAGUCUAACCGUAAACGCUGUCAACGAAUUUGCGCCGGACUUCACUCAAAGCUUCUGGUCCGUGUCCAUCCUGGAGAACUCUACCUAUGGAGACAUUGUGGCCACCGUGGCGGCCACAGAUGAUGACAGUUACGCGGACGGUACUGUAGUGUUCUCUAUCACAAACGGAAACGGGGAGGCCAAGUUCCAGAUGGAGACCACUACUGGUGUCAUCAAGCUUACAGCCAACCUGGACCGCGAGAACACAGACUUCUACAACCUGACCGUGCAAGCUACAGACAUGGCUACUUCACCACUCUCCAACAGCUCGUACGUGGAAGUAACGGUUAUAGAUUCCAAUGACAACUACCCAACCUUCAGUCCCACAGUGUACAGCGCCACAGUGCCUGAGGACCAAGCCAUCUCGUCUACGGUAGUUACCGUAGCCGUCACAGACGCUGAUAUCGGUACUAACGCUGAUAUCGCCUAUUCCAUCACAGCAGGUAACCUAGAAGGAAAAUUCGGCAUUCAGUCAAACGGAGCGGUUACCCUUGCCGAUACAUUAAACUAUGAAAAUACCACCCAGUACACGCUCACAAUCACGGCCACAGACGACGGCUACCCGCCACUUUCCUCGGAGGCAACCGUCUCUAUAACCGUCGGUGCUGUGAACGAGUUCGCCCCGGUCUUCGACCAAGACCCAUACACUGCUUCAGUGAACGAGAACGCUACUAUCGGUACUGUGGUCACGGCGGUUAACGCCACCGAUGACGACGACGGAACCCAGGGUCUGGUCCUCUACUCCAUCGUGGCUGGUAACUCAGAACGAAAGUGGGUCAUUGACGAAGAAUCCGGUAACAUCUCUGUCGCUACAACCCUAGACCGCGAGACUACGGACAACUACGAACUGACCGUCAGGGCUUAUGACUCUUACGGCGUGUCACCUUUCAACUACACCGAAGUCAACGUUACCAUUACUGUGCUAGACAUAAACGACAACGAACCUGUAUUUGAUCCGCAAACGUAUAGUAUCUCCAUCCUAGAGGGCGCUCUUGUGGGUACCACAGUCGUCAAAGUGACAUCAACAGACUUGGACAUGAAUGCCAACGCCGUGCAUGAUUACGUCAUCUCCGCCGGAAAUACCGGAGACGCGUUCGAGCUCAGCAACGACGAAAUUCUGCUGAAGAAUAAGCUCAACCACGAAACCGUCGGUCUCUAUACGCUAACGAUCCAAGCUACCGACCAGGGCGACCCGGUCCUGACCGGCGAGGCGACAGUGACUGUAACUGUUCUGGCGGAGAACGAGUUCCAGCCGGUGUUCCAGGAAGACAGUUCCACCGUCGUGGUUUCCGAGGACGCGGUUCUCGGCACGCUGAUCUAUAACGCCAACGCUACGGACAACGACACGGGAACGUACGGGAACCUGGAGUUCUACAUCACCGCCGGCAACGGCGACAACGGCGCUACCUUCCUCUGCGACUCAUCCACGGGUGAAGUCCGACUGGGGACGUACCUGGACCGUGAAACGAACGCGUCCUACGUCCUGACCAUCACUGUCUAUGACCACGAUGCCGACGACGCCAACACCAUGAACGACACCAUGGAAGUGACCGUCACCGUAUCGGACGUCAACGACAACAAACCGACGUUUUCGGCCGACCAAUUCAACGUAUUUGUCACAGAAAACGUUCCAAGCGGAUCCUUAGUGACAACCAUGAUGGCUGAUGAUAUUGACGCCGGUGCCAAUGCUGACGUGGUGUACAGUAUUGUCUACGGCAGUUCUAACUUUGUCAUUGAUUCCAGCACGGGAUACAUCACGACAAACACUGCUGACCUUGACCGUGAGACUCAGGACUGGUACUACCUCACCGUCAAGGCCGCGGACCAAGGCUCCCCGGUCCUGUCCAGUGUAGUCGGAGUGACCAUCUGGGUAACUGACGAAAACGACAACACUCCAGUCUUCAACCCAGACAACUACAUCAUCAACAUUGAGGAGGAUGUAGCAGUCAACAGCGCGUUCUAUAUGCUAAGAGCAAACGAUGCUGAUAGCGGUACAAACGCAGAUCUGACUUACAGCAUAACAAGCGGUGACGCAUUGGGACAGUUUUCUAUAGCCACUAACGGGGAGGUCAGCGUGGUCUCGAAUUUGGACAGGGAGACAACUGGUCAGUACAUUCUGGAUGUGUUUGUCCAAGAUGGCGGUAGUCCUUCGCUAAACGCCACCGCCACAGUCACAGUAAACGUUCUGGACGUGAAUGACAACUUCCCAGUUUUCUCAUCCGACCCUUACACUGUUUCCGUGUAUGAAGACAUAGCCGUCGGCGCUACCGUAGCCGACGUCACCGCAACCGACGCUGACUCGGGCACAAACGCGCAGGUGUCGUACACAAUCAUAGGCGGCAACGAAGAAAACAAGUUUGUCGUCAACCAGGCUGAUGGUCCUCUCCUACUUGCGAAUUCCCUCGACCGCGAAAGCAACGACACGUACAAUAUCACCCUACGGGCUUACGACGGAGGCAGCCCGAGCCUUUCCACCACUGUUACGGUGUACGUGACGGUUCUAGACGUGAACGACAACACCGCCUUGUGGACUGACGCCAACUACACGUUCUAUGUCUCCGAGGACGCGGCGGUCGGUACCAGCGUCGGUAACAUCAGCGCUAGCGACAUUGACAUCUCUAACAACGCUGACCUGAGAUAUUCUAUAACCAAUGGCGACUCGAGCAAUCAGUUCGCUAUUGUAGACACCACGGGCAACAUUACCGUGAACGGCGCACUAGACAGGGAGGCAAUCACAAACUACACCCUUACCGUACAAGUGACAGACUUGGGAAACCCUGCACUACAGAACAGCGUCACUGUGCUAAUCAUUGUCAACGACGUCAAUGACAACAACCCCAUCUUCACACAGACGCUCUACGAAACACAGUACGUAGAGAACAGCAACACUGGUCUGAGUGUCCUGACUGUGACCGCGACUGAUACAGACAACGGGACAAACGCUGCGAUCACAUACAGCAUCUCAAAUACCAGUACUACGGGACUGAGCUACUUCAACAUAGACUCCAGCACGGGAGAAGUCACCAUCGGGUCGUCCUUAGAUCGGGAAGCGGACGAGAUCGUGACUUUUGUCGUGCUAGCGACGGACGGAGGGAACCCGGCUCUGACUGGGACUACAACGGUCAGAGUAAACGUCACGGACCUGAACGACAAUCCGCCAGUCUUUAACCCUGAUUUCUACAGUAUUGAGAUCCCCUACGACUCCACCAGUACGGAGGUCCUGACGACAGUGUCGGCUACAGACGCCGACAUCACCACCAAUGCCGAGAUCAUCUUCUCCCUGGUGGACCAGACCGAGUUCUUCACCCUGGAGCCCUUCAGCGGGAACUUCAAAAGGCUGGCCGGGUCGGGAAGCCUGGAGAAGGAUGUGAAGAUCGUGGCCAGGGCCAUCGGCAGAGACGGAGGUACUCCUCAGUUGUCCUCUGACCUGGGGUAUAUCCGGGUGGACACGUAUGACGUGCAGGACGCAUGUGUGAACCUGACCCUGGCCAUCUCCUGCACCAGCUUCAGCGCGUCCCAGGCGGCCUUCCUCGCCUCCCUGUCGGCGCUCUUCUCACCCGGGCGGGCCGGGAUCUCCUUCACAACCUGUUCGACCUCGGCUAGGAGAAGAAGGCUUCUACAGACUGACACAACUGUUGUGACCAUAUACGCGCUGGCUAACAACGACACGGACAGCUACUCAGCCAUUGACCAGACCAAGGACUUUCUGACCGCUCAGCAGGUCUUGGACGUUCUCCAGGCUGACGCAACUACCGGCACGCCUAACUCUGCACUGACCACAGGGGACUUCAACCAGUACGCCAUCACUAACGUAGAAGAGGCGUUCCCGACGACCACUGUAUCCACACCGUUCUACGACACGUGGUACGGCAUCCUGACCAUCGUGCUGUGCUCCGUGUUCGCCGUCAUCCUGUUCGUACUGCUCAUCGUGCUCAUCGUCUGGUGCUGUAGGAAAAACAAAAAUUCCAAGGAACAACAAAAAAGACCACGGAGACCGGAUACUCCGACUGUGAUAGAGAACGCGUGGACGGACCAGAAGAAGACCACAGUCAUCACCGACCAGGGCGGGUACAAACAAGACAGUGUCAAGCAGACCUCGGAGAAUCCCCUGGUCUUGGCUGCUGCGACACAGUUCCAGAGACCCCGGCGGGUCCAGCCUGACCGGGUGCGUAAAACUACCAACAACAGGACGGAGGUAUCCUCCGCGGACCCCAGCAGACGGGAGUUCGACGGGCGGGCUGUCGAUCCAGCUACCGGCAAAACGUACCUGUACAACACGAGAACAGGUGCGCGGAAAUGGCUGGACACCGCCAGGACCAACCUCAACAACAAGCGGAACAACAACAGUAGCGAAGCUUGAUCAAGGCGCCCAGACUCUAAACUAACGUUACUUGUAAAAUACGUGAUGUAGCUUUGCUCUUAAUGCCACACUGGUUUGAUAAGCUGUAGAUGCCCACAGGACCAAACUAUCGAUAUUUUGCUUUCAUCUCUUGUGGUUAACUAUACAUUUCCAUCGCACAGAAAAGGGAGUAUCCGGUAACAUCGAUGAAGGUUAGACAUUCAGGUAAUAAGAUAUGCCAAAAAGCACUUAUUCAAGCAACUGGAUAUGAUUUUGGAAACGGUCAGAAGUUUCAACUAGCAUCUGCUAGUUUUCGUCAGUGACCCUUGAGUAACUGGUUUUGGGCAUAUCUUAUCCGGUAACGUUUUACAAUGUUGGCAUAUAACGCACUUGAUUUAUAAUAUCAUUGAUGAAUAUUUGAUUUGUCAUCUAGGUCAACCCAUAGGUUAGAUAUAUCCGUUAAAUCAGAUAUUCCACUCAAUGAGCAUUUUCAAAGUAGAAUUAUAACAAACUUGAACCAGCAUAAUUUUGGGUCAUAUAAACAGUUUAUCAAAUUUGAGUGCCGUGGUAAGGAGUGUAAAACUAAAUGCAUAUUUUACAAGCAAACGGUAUUCUAUAUACAUGUAUUAUUUUUGUACGACAUAAAUCUAUGACAGGACUUCUAAAAAUGUAGAAUGUCGUCUAUGUAAUGAAUGAUUUUGAAUAUGCUGCUUUUUUCUACUUUUGUACAUAUGUUUAACAAGGUUAAGAUGUUCGAUAAGUGUUCUUGAACAACACAAUACCUGAUACAAAAAGAGAACAAACUUUUUACAUGACAGGGAAAAUCAGUCAUCACAAUGUGCUUUUUGUGCAGCUAAAAGAAAAAAAAUCUUAUAUACUCAGGUCCAACCUGGAUUUUUUGUUGACAGGAAUUCCAGUAAUCACUAUUGUAUAAGGUAUGGAGUUGUAGAUAUGUAUAUGUGUGUUUUGUGUGUUUGAAAUGAUGUCUCUAUUAAAUAGAUGCCUUCGUUUUCUGAAUAAUUGUGUCGGACUCAUGCACCACAAGUUGCUGUGCAAUAACUAAAUAAAAGAGAUUUUAUGUGUACAUAUGAUAUGUUUUUGGUAGAUUUUGUAAUAAAGAUUGCUACCAGCA
Molecule: messenger RNA, 12990 nt
Organism: Branchiostoma floridae (Florida lancelet)
Lineage: Eukaryota; Metazoa; Chordata; Leptocardii; Amphioxiformes; Branchiostomatidae
Product: protocadherin Fat 4-like
Exons: 42
Coding region: 405-11879 (3824 amino acids)
Biological process (GO): homophilic cell-cell adhesion
Cellular component (GO): catenin complex; plasma membrane
Molecular function (GO): cadherin binding; calcium ion binding
Source: RefSeq, a predicted model, not a curated record